Molecule: messenger RNA, 7502 nt
Organism: Mobula hypostoma (lesser devil ray)
Lineage: Eukaryota; Metazoa; Chordata; Chondrichthyes; Myliobatiformes; Myliobatidae
Gene: gal3st4
Product: galactose-3-O-sulfotransferase 4
Exons: 4
Coding region: 273-1538 (421 amino acids)
Biological process (GO): glycolipid biosynthetic process
Cellular component (GO): membrane
Molecular function (GO): galactosylceramide sulfotransferase activity
Source: RefSeq, a predicted model, not a curated record
UCUCCGCGGGCCCGGCCGCUCAUUGGUCACCGCCGCCGCCGUGUGAAGCCGCCGGGGGCGGGAGAGCGGGUCUGUCGCACCAGGUGCGGGGAUCCCCGGGACCAGCUCAUUGUGUCGGGAGGAUCGCCGGCCGUCGGCGAUUCCUCUCCCCGCGAUCCCCUUCCUUGCUCGCUUGCUCGCUCGGACACCAUGCACCAGUCACGCACAUCGCACUAGCAGCGAGCUGCAUUGUCCCACUGCCAGCACCCGGCACGGCGCUGCUCUAUAGCGGAAUGAUCCGCCGAAGGCGACGCAAGAAGCCGAAGAUAUUGCAGUGGUGUACCCUCCACGUCUUGUGGAUGGUGGUGAUCAUCCUGAUGGCCGUCGGACUGGCAAUCCAAACCCUGGGCAUGACCGACAAGAAAAGGAUAAGAUCCGAAGACGUGGAGGAGCCGCGGAUUGUGCCAGUGACCAGCCGCGAAGUGAUGGCGCUCGAGGACACCUGCCAGCCCAAGACUCACGUAAUGUUCCUCAAGACGCACAAGACAGCUGGCAGUACCAUCCUCAACAUCCUGUACCGCUUUGGAGAGGCGAGGAACUUAACUUUCGCGCUACCUGCCUCCUACCAGUUUGGAUAUCCCCUCCUCUUCAGUACAAGAAGGAUUAAAUUUUACAAUCCCCUCAAGCCCCAGGAGUACCAUAUCAUUUGCAAUCACAUGAGAUUCUACAGGCCACAGGUUGAGAAGGUGAUGGCAAGGGGGACCUUUUAUUUCUCGAUCCUGCGGAAUCCGGUCACCUUGGUGGAGUCAUCCUUCACCUAUUACAAAUGGUCAAGCACGGCCUUCAGGAAGGUGGAGUCGCUGGAGCAGUUCCUGAGCGAGCCCUGGCGGUACUACUCUCCCAAGGAGCGAGGCAGCCACUACGCCAGGAACCUCAUGUGGUUUGACUUUGGCUUUGAUCACAAUGCGAAUGCCUCACAUCACUACAUGGAACUGGUCCUAAGUGAGAUCGCAAGCACUUUCCACCUCAUCCUCAUCUCAGAAUACUUUGAUGAAUCGAUGAUCUUACUGAAAGACGCACUCUGCUGGGAAUUUGAUGACAUUGUUUCCUUCAAGCUGAACUUAAGGAGCAACGUCACGGUGAAGAAGCUGUCUGAUCAGGCCGCCGAUCAGAUCAAGGCUUGGAACUCGUUGGACUGGAGCCUCUACUCACACUUCAACAAGACGUUCUGGCAGAAGGUGGAUCAGUAUGGCCGUCAGCGAAUGAGGAAGGAUGUCCUGAUCCUUCAGGAUAAGCGGAAGAAGCUGAUGGACUUGUGCCUUGAAAGCAGCAGCCCAGUGGAUGCCAGUCUGAUCCAGGAUCAGAAUAUCAAACCCUUCCAGUACGGCCGAGCUAGGAUCAUGGGUUACAUCCUCAAUUCAAACCUCAGUAACAGCACGCGGGAGAAAUGCAUUCGCAUGGUGAUGCCUGAACUCCAGUACAAAGAUCUGCUGGAUGCCAAGUUCUUCCCCUCUGUCCCCAGCAGGAAACUCCUUCAGGCACCUUUGCUGCAGUUCUGAAACAACAUGGCUGAGUCAAGACUCCUGUCGUUCCAAGAACUACACCUCCUAAUUACUUAUAUCACAUCAAAAACUGGCUGUCUGGGACAAGAAGGUCUUCAGCCCGUGAUCCUGUGGUCAAAUCUGUUGGGUAUUCUCAUGUCCAAUAUCAUAGCAACCGGGAUGCAGAUGUUGGCGAAGAGGGUGUUUUUUUUCCUCGGACUUUGGGAAGGAAAGAGGAUACUCUUCAGUCAACAGGCUGGGCUUGGGAAAUGCUAAAUGCGUAAGGACAGGACCUCACUUUCGUUACCCUGGCCCAGCCUGGAGUGUCUGGGCAAGUUGGCAUGUCAGCCCUUGGGGCCACUGGGAAAUUGGGCUGCCAUGCAUCGGGUCCGGGUCCUGUAGCAAAUGGAGGGGGUGGGGUAUGGGCAGUGAAUGCCAGCUGAUGCUACAAGUACUCUGCCCUCAAGAACAUUACGGUGUGAUUCACCAGGCGAUGUCAGUCGCCUCUGUGAUACAAUGAGAAUGGGGAGUCCAAACUGGAAAAUAGUUUCUUUUUAACCCAGUUGCAUGAAAUGUAACUGAAACUAAAGCAACCCAAGUUUGUUAGCCUUCUCCAACAUUAAUCCCUUCAUUUAACAUGCUCCGUAAACUCUUCCUCAGUGACUGAGCUGCACCCGUAUCUCCUCCCGUGGUGGCCUGCCUGAUUAUUGCUCUGAUCAGCACCCAGGGGAUUCUUUUCAAUGUUAGUAACACUGUGUAUGUGGAAAGUGAAGUUCCAUGUCAGCCAUAGAUGUGAUUCCACAAGGUUGGAAUUGUGGAUGGUGAGAAGGCUAGGCAAGAGCUUUGAAUUCCCAGAAGUGUUGUAUUUCCAGGAGUAAGUAUUUGGGGAAUGGUUCAAAUUAGUGGAACUGCCGAGGUGUAGCCUGUGCUUAUAAAGAGUGUGCUUAAACACUACAAUAAAAGCCGGUGUGAGUUUGAACAACUCUUAACAUUGUGUCUGUAUACUUUCUCAGUCAAUGGCACUGGCUGGUGUACUUAGAUACAAAGGUGUACACAGACCAGACCUGACCAGACCACAUUGUGUAUUUGAAAUUUCUCAGCCAAUGGCACUGGCUGGUGUACUUGGAUACAAAGUUGUCACAAAGCAGACAUAGACAUAGAACAGCACAGCACAGGAGCAGGCCAGUUAUCCCACAAUGUUGUGCGUAACCCCUAAAAAGCAAAUCAAAAACACUCAAACACUAAUCCCUCCUACUUACACAGUGUCCAUUUCCCACCAUCUUCCUUAUAUCCAUGUGCCUCUCCAAACAUCACUUAGAAGCCUCUAAUGUAUUUGCUGUUACCAUCAUACCAGCCAUUCACCAUUCUCUGACCUUUCACAUCCCCUUUGAAGCUAGCCCCCCCCCCCACCUUCAAUGCAUGCCCUCUGAUAUUAAACAGAUAUUCCCUGUCUACUUUAUCUAUGCCUCUCAUAAACUUAUAAACCUCUAUCGGAUCUCCCCUCAGUAUAGUCACUCCGGAGAAAACAACCCAACAUUAUCCAGCCUCUCAUGAUAGCACAUGCUCUCUAAACCAGGCAGCGUCCUGGUAAGCCUCUUCUGCACCCUCCCCAAAGCAUCCACAUCCUUCCGAUAGUGGGGCGACCAGAACUUUAUGCAAUACUCCAGAUGUGGUUGAACCAAAGAUUUAUAAAGUUGCAACAUAACCUCUUGACUUUUGAACUCAGUGCCCAAGCAUUCCAUAAGCCUUCUUAAUCACCCUAUCAGAUUGUGUAGUGACUUUCAAGGAGUUAUGAACUUGGAUCCCAAGGUCUCUCUGUUCAGCAACACUGUUAAGGAUCUUGCCCUUAACUGUGUACUGUCUCCCUGCAUUUGCCCUACCAAGGUGCAACAUGUCACAUUUAUCUUGGUUAAACUCCAUCUGCUAUUUCUCUGCCCAUAUCAGCAACUGAUCUAUAUUAUGCUGUAUUCUUUGCCUGUCUUCUCCACUAUCCACAACUCCACCAAUAUUGGUAUCAUCCAUAAACUAGCACAUCUACGCUUUCAUCUGGGUCAUUUAUAUACAUUACAAACAGCAAAGGUCCCUGCAGAGCACCACUAAUUACAGACCUCCAGCUCCAAUAAGUCCCUUCAACCAUCACCCUCUGCCUUCUAUACUCAAGCCAGUUGUGAAUCCUAACAGCCAAUUCACUGCAGACACCAUCCCUCUUAAUCUUCUGGAGUGGCGGCCCUGAGGAAUUUUGUCAAACACCUUCCUAAAAUCCAUGUAGACAACAUCGACUCUCAUAUCUCUCUCAUCGCCUUCUCAAAAACCUCAAUCAAUUUGGUAAUACAAGACCUGCCCUGCACAAAGCCAUGGCUCUCCCUAAUUAGGUCAAGAGUUUCCAAAUACUCGCAUAUCCUAUCCUUAAGAAUUUUCUCCAGCAAUUUCCCUACAACUGAGGUAAGACUCACUGGUCUGUAAUUCCCAGGAUUUUCCUUUGUUCUCUAAUAGAGGGACAACAUUAGCCACUUACCAGUUCUCUGGGACCUCACCUGUGGCUAGAGAGGACAUGCAGAUACUGGUCAAGGGCUCAGCAAUCUCGCCUCUUGCCUCCUUCAAUAACUUGGGGUAAAUCCCAUCAGGGCCUGAGUCAAUACUCAUUAGCAGGCCCAAUACGUCCUCCUCCCUGACAUCUAAACACCCUUACAUAUUUAUACAUUCACACUGAUCGACUGGUCCUCCAUGUCCUUUUCCUUGGUAAACACUGAAGCAAAGUACUCAUUAAGUGCCUCACUCACAUUCUCUGCAUCCAAACAAAUAUAUCCCCCCCUUUACCCUUGAGUGGUCCCACCCUCUCCCUAUUUAUCCUCCCGCUCUUGCUGUCUGUAUGUACAGAAUGACUUGGGAUUCACUUAAUCCUACUUGCCAAGGACUUUUCAAGACCCCUCCCAGCUUUCCUAAUUCCCUUUAGUUCUUUCAUGGCUUCUUUAUACCUUCUCGUGCUUUGUUUGAUCCUAACUUCUGAAGUUUUACAUACUUUUCCAUUUUCCUUCUUGACUAAAUCCAUAACCCCUCUGGACAUUCAAAGUUCUCUUAUCUUUCCAUCCAUGGGACUUUUGGACUGAAAAGCUUAAGUCUGUAGAUAUUAAGGAAGAUGAUGUGCUGGAGCUUUUGGAAAGCAUCAAGUUAGAUAAGUCAAUGGCACCGGACAAGAUGUACCCCAGGCUACUGUGGGAAGCGAGGGAGGAGAUUGCUGAGCCUCUGGCGAUGAUCUUUGCAUCAUCGGUGGGGAUGGGAGAGGUCCUGGAGAACUGGAGGGUUGCGGUUGUUGUUCCCUUAUUCAAGAAAGAGAGCAGAGAUAGCCCAAGAAAUUAUAGACCAGUGAGUCUUACUGCAGUGGUUGGUAAGUUGAUGGAGAAGAUCCUGAAAAGGCAGGAUUUAUAAACAUUUGGAGAGGUAUAAUAUAAUUAGGAAUAAUCAGCAUGGCUUUGUCAAAGGCAGGUCGUGCCUUACGAGCCUGAUUGAAUUUUUUAAGGAUGUGACUAAACACAUUGAUGAAGGUAGAGCAGUAGAUGUAGUGUAUAUGGAUUUCAGCAAGGCAUUUGAUAAGGUACACCAUGCAAAGCUUAUUGAUAAAGUAAGGAGGCAUGGGAUCCAAGGGAACAUUGCUUUGUGGAUCCAGAACUGGCUUGCCCACAGAAGGCAAAGAGUGAUUGUAGAUGGGUCAUAUUCUGCAUGGAGGUCAGUGACCAGUGGUGUGCCUCAGGGAUCUGUUCUGGGAUGACUUCUCUUAGUGAUUUUUAUAAAUGACCUGGAUGAGGAAGUAGAGGGAUGGGUUAGUAAUUUUGCUGAUGACACAAAGGUUGGAGGUGUUGUGGAUAGUGUGGAGGGCUGUCAGAGGUUACAGUGGAACAUUGAUAGGAUGCAAAACUGGGCUGAGAAGUGGCAGAUAGGGUUCAGCCCAGGUAUGUGUGAGGUGGUUCAUCUUGGUAGGUCAAAUAUGAGAGCAGGAUAUAGUAUUAAUUGUAAGACUCUUGGCAGUGUGGAGGAUCAGAGAGAUCUUGUAAUCCGAGUCCAUAGGACACUCAAAGCUGCUGUGCAGGAUGACUCUGUGGUUAAGAAGGCAUACAGUGCAUUGGCCUUCAUCGAUCAUGGGUUUGAGUUUAGGAUCCGAGAGGUAAUGUUGCAGCUAUAUAGGACCCUGGUCAGACUCUACUUGGAGUACUGUGCUCAGUUCUGGUUGCCUCACUACAGGAAGGAUGUGGAAACCAUAGGAGAUUUACAAGAAUGUUGCCUGGACUGGCCUUAGGAGAAUAGGUUGAGUGAACUUGACUUUUUCUCCUUGGAGUGAUGGAGGAUGAGAGGUGUCCUGCUGGAGGUGUAUAAGAUGAUGAGACGCAUUGAUUGUGUGGAUAGUCAGAGGCAUUUUUCCCCAGGGCUGAAAUGACUAGUGUGAGAGAGCACAUUUUUAAGGUGCUUGGAAGUAGGUACAGAGGAGAUGUCAGGGGUAAGUUUUUUUACACAGGGAGUGGUGAGUGCAUGGAAUGGGCUGCUGGCAAUGGUGAUGGAUGCAGAUACAACAGGGUCUUUUAAGAGAUUCCUGGAUAGGUACAUGGAGCUUAGAAAAAUAGAGGGCUAUGGGUAAUCCUAGGUAAUUUCUAAGGUAAGGACAUGUUUGGCACAGCUUUGUGGGCUGAAGGGCCUGUAUUGUGCUGUAGGUUUUCUAUGUUUCAUCUCUUUCCUUCUAACAGGAACAUACCUUUCCUGCACUCUGCAAUUGAUCUUUACACACCCUCUGCAUGUCUGUUGUGGACUUGCCAGAGAAAAAGUGUUCCCAAUUAAUUCUUAGUUCCUGCCUAAUGCUGUCAUAAUUUGCCCUAUUGCAAUUUAAAGCACUCUCUCAAGGACCAUACCUAUCUUUAACUAUAGCUAUCCUGAAAGUUAAGGAGUUGUGAUCACUCUUCCCUAACUGUUCACUGACUAAAAGGUCAGUCACCUGGCAAAGCUGAUUACCCAACACCAGCAUUCCAGUAUGAAUGCAGAAUUGUUCACAGACCAGACCACACUGUCUGUUUUGAAUUUCUCAGUCAGUGGCACAGGCUGGUGUAUUUGAAUGGAGUGUUGUAGACUAAGAGAGCACACUGUGUAUUUUGGAAUCAGGAAUCAAGUUUCAUUCUUGCUGUUUUAUGAUGCCAAAUGUUGUUUUCCAGCAGCAACACAGUGUAAAGACAUAAACAUAUACUUUACUUUAUACUUUAUACUUUAUUGUUGCCAAAGAAUUGAUACUAGAACGUACAAUCAUCACAGAGAUAUUUUGAUUCUGUGCUUCCCGCUCCCUGGAUUACAAAUAUUAAAUAUUAAAAAUAGUAAAAAUUAGUAAAUAUAAAAAUUUAAAUUAUAACUCAUAAAUAGAAAAUAGAAAAAUGGAAAGUAAGGUCGUGUAAGAAAAGUGAGAGGCAGGUCUGGAUAUUUGGAGGGUACGGCCCAGAUCCGGGUCAGGAUCCGUUCAGCAGUCUUAUCACAGUUGGAAAGAAGCUGUUCCCAAAUCUGGCCGUACAAGUCUUCAAGCUCCUGAGCCUUCUCCCGAAGGGAAGAGGGACGAAAAGUGUGUUGGCUGGGUGGGGCGCGUCCUUGAUUAUCCUGGCAGCACUGCUCCGACAGCGUGCAGUGUAAAGUGAGUCCAUGGAUGGAAGAUUGGUUUGUGUGAUGUGCUGCGCUGUGUUCACGACCUUCUGCAGCUUCUUCUAGUCUUGAGCAGGACAACUUCCAUACCAGGUUGUGAUGCACCCUAGAAGAAUGCUUUCUACGGUGCAUCUAUAAAAAUUAGUGAGUGUUUUAGGGGAUAGGCCAAAUUUCUUUAGUUUUCUCAGGAAGUAAAGGCGCUGGUGGGCUUUCUUGGCAGUGGACUCUGCUUGGUUGGACCAAGUCAGGUCAUUUGUGAUAUUGACCCCGACGAACUUAAAGCUUUUGACCUGUAAAUGACUGUAUAUUACAAAAUAA